Tripterygium wilfordii is the source of this 1126-nucleotide messenger RNA. Its product is annotated as pectinesterase inhibitor 12-like. Gene Ontology annotation, molecular function: enzyme inhibitor activity. Lineage: Eukaryota; Viridiplantae; Streptophyta; Magnoliopsida; Celastrales; Celastraceae. The record is from RefSeq and is a predicted model, not a curated record. The coding region runs from base 367 to 861 and encodes 164 amino acids. Gene Ontology annotation, biological process: negative regulation of catalytic activity. The transcript has a single exon.
UCCAAUCUCCGACUUCGCCUCCCCUAUCCAGCCCCCGAUAACGGGAAGUGGCUUCGUAUGCACUAAAUGGUGUAUUCGCUUAAACACACCGUUUGAUCCCUCCAAGGCCGUCGGCCUCUUAAGGGCCCAAGAUAAGAAGAAUAGUUGUUACGGCCUUUUUUUUUUUUUGGUCUGAGAAUAGUUACGGCGUUUAAAAAAGAGCGGAGCAGCUAAACUUACGGUCAACCACACCAAACAACCCACUAACUACACCCUAUAUAAAGGAACCCAACCAUGACCGGAAAGGCAGAAACAAAACCCUCCUCCCUGACAAUGCUGGAGAGACCCUGAGAAGGAACCAUCAAAUUACAGAAAAGAAAACAAAACAUGGCUUUCAAAAGCUGUACCUCUUUCUCAUUGGUCUUUCUCGCAAUGGCCUUAGCCAUAACCUUCCUUGCAACCCCAGCUGCUUCAACUGUCGAUCUGUGCGCAGACGCGGACUACAAGGCCCUCUGCAAGGCCGCAUUGAGGGGAAUCACAAACCCAACCGCGGGCACACAAGUUACAAUAAAAGCACUGAUUUCGGAGACACACCGCGGCAUUAUGAACGCAAAGAGGUUUCCUGGUAAAGACAACAUCGCGAAAGUUUGCAAGGAAAGCUACGAGGAUGCGUUGGACAAUCUGAACAAGAGUUUGAACAACGUGAGGGAGCAGGACAAAGGAUCCCUCAACAUCAAUCUGUCGGCGGCUUAUGCGGAUUUCGUGUCUUGUGAUGAUGCUUAUAGUGAAAGAGGGAGGGUAUCACCUUAUGCGAGACUUAAUAGACACUUGGAACGGAUGGCUAGCAAUUCCUUGGCGGUUGCAACCGUGCUUCACUGGUGAUUCAAGAUGUUGUUGAGGUGCUGGCCUGGCUCUUAAUUUAUAAUAAUUAACAUAAAUUGUUUCGAAGAAAGAAAGAAAGACAGUUUAUGAACAAAGAUGGAAACGAUGAGAUUCACUCAUUGAAUAUUGUAUCAUAUAUGAUUACUCAAAUUAAUUAAAAUUCUCUCUAAUUAUAUCCAAUAACAGCAGAAGCAUAAUCAUAUACAAUUACCAAAAAAAAUGCAGGCAUCAGACUGAUUCUGGGUAAUGUUAUAAUAGAAGGAAA